AUGGAUGAGGGGGGCGCACCCCUGCUCCCGGACAGCCUGGUUUACCAGAUCUUCCUGAGCUUGGGCCCGGCCGACGUGCUGGCCGCCGGGCUGGUGUGCCGCCAGUGGCGGGCCGUGUCCAGGGACGAGUUCCUGUGGAGGGAGCAGUUCUACCGCUACUACCGGGUGGCCCGGGAUGUGCCCCGACACCCAGCGGCCACGUCCUGGUUCGAGGAGUUCCGCCGCCUCUACGACGCGGUGCCGUGCGUGGAGGUGCAGACGCUGCGGGAGCACAGCGACCAGGUCCUGCAUCUCAGCUUCUCGCACUCGGGCGGCCAGUUCGCGUCCUGCUCCAAGGACUGCACGGUGAAGAUCUGGAGCAACGACCUGCGCAUCUCGCUGAUGCACAGCGCGGACAUGCGGCCUUACAACUGGAGCUACACCCAGUUCUCCCAGUUUAACCAGGACGACUCGCUGCUGCUGGCGUCGGGGGUGUUCCUGGGGCCCCACAACUCCUCUUCCGGGGAGAUCGCAGUCAUCAGCCUAGACACCUUCGCCCUGCUAUCCCGGGUUCGCAACAAGCCCUACGACGUGUUCGGCUGCUGGCUCACGGACACCAGCUUGAUCUCGGGGAACCUGCACCGCAUCGGGGACAUCACGUCGUGUUCGGUGCUCUGGCUCAACAACGCCUUCCAGGACGUGGAGUCAGAGAAUGUGAACGUGGUGAAGCGGCUCUUCAAGAUCCAGAACCUCAACGCCAGCACCAUCCGCACCGUCAUGGUGGCCGACUGCAGCCGCUUCGACAGCCCUGACCUACUGCUGGACGCCGGCACCCCCGGCACAGACUCCAGCCGCGUCUUCGACCUGGGCAGCGACAGUGAGGACGAGGAGCGCGACCCGGGCCCGGCCCGCACCAAGGGCCUGCGGCGCCUCCUGGAUGGGCUCCUGGAGGGCCGGGCACAGCCGCUGCUGCCAGAGAGCACGCUGGAGACUAAGGUAGCUGAGCUGCUGGCCCAGGGCCACACCAAGCCCCCCGAGCAGGGCAGGGCCGCCGCCGGGAACAAGCUGCUCAUUUUCACCACCGGCUGCCUCACCUACUCGCCGCACCAGAUCGGCAUCAAGCAGAUCCUGCCGCACCAGAUGACCACAGCCGGGCCUGUUCUGGGCGAGGGCCGGGGCUCCGAUGCCUUCUUUGAUGCGCUGGACCACGUCAUCGACGUGCACGGACACAUCAUCGGCAUGGGCCUGUCCCCCGACAACAGGUACCUGUACGUGAACAGCCGCGCCUGGCCCAGCGGCUCGGUGGUGGCAGACCCCAUGCAGCCGCCGCCCAUCGCCGAGGAGAUCGACCUGCUGGUUUUCGAUCUCAAGACCAUGCGGGAGGUGAAGCGGGCUCUGCGUGCGCACCGCGCCUACACGCCCAACGACGAGUGCUUCUUCAUCUUCCUGGACGUCAGCAGGGACUUCGUGGCCAGUGGGGCCGAGGACCGCCACGGCUACAUCUGGGACCGCCACUACAACAUAUGCCUGGCCAAGCUGCGGCACCAGGAUGUGGUCAACUCGGUGGUCUUCAGCCCCCAGGAGCAAGAGCUGCUGCUGACGGCCAGCGACGACGCCACCAUCAAAGCCUGGCGCUCACCCCGCACUGUGCGUGUCCUCCAGGCCCCGCGCCCGCGCCCACGCCCCUUCUUCUCCUGGUUCGCCAGCCAGAAGCACUGA
Molecule: messenger RNA, 1698 nt
Organism: Rangifer tarandus platyrhynchus (Svalbard reindeer)
Lineage: Eukaryota; Metazoa; Chordata; Mammalia; Artiodactyla; Cervidae
Source: the annotation of a GenBank genome assembly